Corylus avellana is the source of this 519-nucleotide messenger RNA. The record is from RefSeq and is a predicted model, not a curated record. Lineage: Eukaryota; Viridiplantae; Streptophyta; Magnoliopsida; Fagales; Betulaceae.
AUGAUCAAAACAAGCAUUCUGAUCAUUUUCAUUGUCUCUAUCAUUUUCCCACCUGCCUUUGGAAACAAGCCAAACGACCAGGCACUCCAAGGACCCCACAGAAAUUGCUCCUACUCAGUUGAGAUUGAGACAACCUGUGCACCAUCUGCAGAAACUGCAGAUCAUCAUCUGAAGAAUCCCAAGUUGAUAUAUGCUCCAAAAGACGGCUCAAAGCAGCAGCAGGGUGGUGGUGCAUACGGUGGGUUCCAGCGCUGUGCCAUUGACAUGUUUGAGGCAAGUGGUGCAUGCAUGCGGCAAAGGGUCUGCUCUCUGUACCUCAAGAAAGUCGGGUCGGAUGAUUGGAGACCCGGUUGGGUGAAGGUGCUCCAUCAUCAGGAUCCGGAUGAUGGUGGGGAUGCAGUGCCAGUUUCUUACAUGUUCUACUUCAGGACAUUUGUGCCAGAAAAUGUGUGGUAUGGGUUUGAUUACUGUCACUCAAGAGGGGGUUUGAUGCCUCAUGCUGCAGGUUUUGGUGGGUAA